Molecule: messenger RNA, 1827 nt
Organism: Fusarium subglutinans
Lineage: Eukaryota; Fungi; Ascomycota; Sordariomycetes; Hypocreales; Nectriaceae
Product: multidrug resistance
Exons: 1
Coding region: 1-1827 (608 amino acids)
Biological process (GO): transmembrane transport
Molecular function (GO): transmembrane transporter activity
Source: RefSeq, a predicted model, not a curated record
AUGUCUAAUUAUAUCCCAUCUUUCUCUGCGCCCAACUCAAGGCCCGGAUCCCCUCUCCCUCUGGGGUCACCGUCUGCUUCAAGACCUACCAGCUUCUACGCCAAUUCCAGAGCGAAUUCGUUCGUGGGCACGAGACGAAACUCUGCUGUUCCUCCGGCCUCGAGAAAGAACUCUGUUGCUGUUCCCUCGAGGAAGAAUUCUACUGCGCCCCCUUCAAGAAGACACAGUGAGGAUAAGGGUGCUUCGGAUCCUGAGUCUACAGACCUCGAGGUUCUGAAGAAUGAAAAGGGUGAACCCCUUGCUGGGCGUAUUGUUGGUGGUAAAUAUGUCGAUCCAAGCAAUGAGUCCGUCGACCCGGAGUUUGGGGCUAUCAAGACUGUCGAUAUCGAUAUGCCCCUUACGUUGACGGAGCUUGUUAAUGAGAAGGGCAAGGAGUAUAUCGUGCUUGGUUUUGCGACUGGCGAUAAAGAGAAUCCUUUUAACUGGAAUCCUUGGUAUAAGCGAUCCAUCUCGACUAUUCUCAACUUGAUGACCUUGUUUAUUGGUCUUGCUACCACUGCCUACAGCUCAGGUAUUGCGAGCAUGUGCAAGGACCUCGAUGCUCCUAACAUCAAGGGCCAAUUGGGUCUUUUCACUUUCAACAUCAGCUGUGCUGUCGCACCCAUGAUUCUUGCUCCCUUCUGUGAGUUGGUCGGUCGCAAGGUCGUCUACGCCAGUUCAUUCCUGUGCUUCUCACUCCUCUUCAUCGGUCUUGCUCUCGCCAAGGACAUCGACACCAUUAUUGGACUUCGACUCCUACUGGGCCUUUUCGGCUGCGUCGGUACUAUUCUCGUCGGUGGUACCUUUGACGAUAUGUAUGAGCCUCACCACCGAAGUCGACCUAUGGCCAUGUUCAGUUGGGUCGCUAUUUUCGGAACUGUCGCUGCUCCCAUCUACGCUGGUUUCAUUGAUCAAGCCAUUGGGUGGCGAUGGAUCGAGGGUAUUCAGGGCAUUGCUAACGUUCCUCUGCUCCUUGUUAUCUUCUUCUACUUCCCCGAGACUCGAGGUGGUGUUGCUCUUCAUAAGCGCGCCAAGGCUCUUCGACAAGCUACUGGUGAUGAGCGCUACGUCUCUGCUGGCGAUAUCCUGACCCCCAGUCUCCAGGCUAUGCUUAAGGCUAGCUCCGUCAAGGCUAUUCACAUGUUGGUCACUGAGCCUGUCGUCUUCGCCUUCGGUCUCUGGAUCGCCUUCUGCUGGGCUGUUGUCUUCCUCUUCCUCUCCGUUAUCCCCAUCACCUUCCAGGAGCACCACGGUUGGGGUGAGGGUGUCAGCGGUCUUCCUUACAUCUCUCUCUGCAUUGGCACUACCCUCGGCUGGUUGGCCCAUCACCUUCAGAUGCGCAAGUUUGACCGGCUUGUCGCCGACCCCAACAUCAAGGUCACCCCCGAAGCCCGUCUCUACGGCGCCAUGUAUGGAGCUGUCUUCCUCCCCAUUGGUCUGUUCAUCUACAGCUUCACCCAAUAUUCUCACGUCUCUUGGGUUGGCCCUGCCAUUGGUCUUGCUCCUAUUGCCUUUGGUAUCUACUUCGUUUUCGAGAGUACCUACAGUUACACUGCUGAUUGCUAUGGUGAGAGCUCUUCUUCUGCCAUUGCUGGCCAGGGUCUUAUGCGAAACACUCUUGGCGCUGUCACGCCUUUGUUCGCCAAUGCUUUCUUCCACAAUGUUGGAAGCCAGUAUGCUGGUCUCAUCCUUGCCUUGUUUGGUACUGUACUGAGCUUGAUUCCCUUCGUCAUGUUCAAGUAUGGAUAUAAGCUCCGAGCUCGCAGCAAGCUGGCUAUUGAGAUGUAA